This is a messenger RNA of Didymodactylos carnosus, 240 nucleotides long. NCBI's taxonomy places the organism in Eukaryota, Metazoa, Rotifera, Eurotatoria, Philodinida, Philodinidae. The record is from the annotation of a GenBank genome assembly.
AUGAAUAAUUUAUUUAAUGAUGCCGCCGCUAGUUUUGUUGAUAAUGGUGUUGAUCGUAUAGCUAAUGAUUUAAUACCGGGCAAUGGACAAGGAUUCAUAAGUGGUGGAUUACAGACUGGUGCUGAUCAAUAUUUAAACAAUCAAAUUGAUAAUCGUUUCUUUGAUGGUGCACUCGAUGGUAAUCAAGGUGGCUAUGGUGGUGGUCAGGGUGGCUAUGGAGGAUCAGGAGGUUUCUUUUAA